AUGCCUGUAGCGGAGUUUGGAGAUAUGAAUGUUAUUGUUGUACGAGUGAUAGUUCUUCCACGCAUAUGUCUGAAUAAUUUAGCGCCAGAGCUCAAAGUGGAAAUUAUUCUCCAAUUGAGGAAUCCUACGUCUCUUGCCAAGUGUUCACGUGAAUACAUUAUCGUAAAUUUGCCUUCAACGAAAGCCAAGUGGCUGAUUUGCAGACACGGGAGAACCCAUGCAUUAUUUCACGCAGUAAGAAUAGGCAAACCAUUUGUUAAUCUUGAUGUAGCCGAAUGUCUAUUUGCGCAGAACGCGCACAUCAGUCGAUACUUUAUCCAAAGAUUAGUGCUCGGAUUUGGCAGGUAUGACAGUAGGCUUAUCGAUCUCAAAUUGACGCAUAUGGUUCUGCCUGAAUUGGUCAGUCUCUGGAAGCAAAAUGAAUAUUCUGAAGUAGUAAACGAUGUAAAUGAUGUCGUUGUACGAGGCUCGCUAUUAAUUCUUUAUCCACAUGAGUUUGAGGAAUGGGCUUUACCCGGAUUAGAACAAGUUGUCAAGAAAUCAAGUGAUUUACAGGUGGUUGGCUUCAAAUUGACUGACAAGCUUGUCGGAGACGCUCUAAUAUUAUUGGAACACAGACUAAACUAUAUAGGCGAAACGCUCGUUGAAGCUUUUGCUACUGUUCGCAAAAAGCCUAAGGAGGAUAUUUAUACUAUUUGUCUAACAGAGCUGUUGCGUCCAGAAAGAAAUAUAGAGCAAUACGUUUCCCUUGACUUUAUAAUUGGCCGUAUUGACAAACCUGAAGACAAAAUCCUCUAUGCAUUUGAAAAGUAUACCUUGACCAACCACGGUGUAUAUGAAUAUAUGAUAGCUAAAUUUGGUUCUCAGUCCCGAGUCGCUAGGCAUUUGUACGAUAAACGUAAGCAUACAACUGAAUAA
Messenger RNA from Paraglomus brasilianum, 918 nucleotides. NCBI's taxonomy places the organism in Eukaryota, Fungi, Glomeromycota, Glomeromycetes, Paraglomerales, Paraglomeraceae. The record is from the annotation of a GenBank genome assembly.